AAUUUCUUCCUUGUCUAAGAGCUACUAUAACAUGUAACCUGCAUAUGGAUUUCAACUAUAUAUCAACAUUAUCAUUGUAUUAUGAACAUUGAAACUCAUCAAAGAGUACACUAUCAAUCAAUAUUUGAAAAUGGAAGACACAGAAAUGAAGAUAGCAAGAUUUUCGAGUUGCCGAGGCGUCUCAUUCGAGAUCAAUUCAAACAGAAGCAACCCUUUUGCAGUUGAAUCACCAACAAAGCCAGAGAGAACAACUGGAACAUGGCUUUGGAUUCCAUGGACUAGAAACAAUUCUUUCAAAAUUCUACCUCAAUCUCAAGCUCAUAUAAUCACUAGUCCAACUCGAAGCCGAGCUAGUAGUCACUUCUGCGACAUAAACAUCGAUGCUGAUGAUGUCGAGCUAGAGUUUCUAGCCGAAUUUCAAGACAUAGAAAACCAAGAAAAAGCUAAUAGUGUUAAACAACAGAAACUACUACAAAAACCCGAUCCAUCACCGAGGAAUUCGAGGUUGUCGAUUAUUCUGCUAGAUCAAGGUUUCACAGUUUACAAAGGACUAUUCUUGGUUUGCAUAACCUUGAAUAUGAUAGCACUUGCUCUUUCAGCUACAGGGCAUUUUCCUUAUGCUAAAUCAAGAGCUACACUUUUCUCCAUUGGUAACAUUCUAGCUCUAACGCUCUGUCGAAGCGAGGCGGUUUUAAGAGUUGUUUUCUGGUUUACUGUGAAGACUAUUGGAAACAUUUGUGUUCCUCUUAAAAUAAAAACAGCAACAACUUCAUUUCUUCAAAGUAUUGGAGGAAUUCAUAGUAGUUGUGGUGUUUGUUCCAUAGCAUGGCUUGUUUAUUCUCUUGUUCUCACUAUAGAAAACAAUGACAAAAACACUUCACCUGAGAUUCUUGGUGUUGCAUUCACUAUCCUCUCACUCAUUUCACUUUCUUCACUUGCAGCUUUUCCGCUUAUUCGCCAUCUCCAUCACAACCUUUUCGAGCGAAUCCACCGUUUCUCCGGUUGGAUGGCUCUUAUUCUUCUAUGGUUAUUCAUUCUUCUAACCAUAAGUUAUGAUCCUACUUCAAAAACCUAUCAUUUAACCAUAAAAAAGAUGGUUAAAACACAAGAGUGUUGGUUAACUUUAUUUAUCACAAUUCUAAUUAUGAUUCCUUGGUUAAGUAUUAAAAGGGUACAAGUUAGUGUCACAGCACCUUCAAAUCAUGCUUCAAUAAUUAAAUUUGAAGGUGGUGUUAAACCAGGUUUACUAGGUAGAAUUAGUCCAUCACCAUUAUCUGAAUGGCAUGCAUUUGGAAUCAUAUCAGAUGGUAAAAAAGAACACAUUAUGCUAGCUGGUGCAGUUGGUGAUUUUACAAAAUCAUUAGUUUCAUCACCUCCUAAACAUCUUUGGAUUCGUUCAGUUCAUUUUGCUGGCUUACCUUACCUAAUAAACUUGUAUCAAAAAGUGUUGUUAGUAGCAACAGGUUCUGGAAUUUGUGUUUUCUUAUCAUUUCUUUUGCAGCCAACAAAAGCUGAUGUGUGUUUGAUUUGGGUUGCUAAGGAUAUUGAAAUGAACUUUGGAAAGGAAAUAACAGAUUUGGUUGGUAGAUAUUCAAAAGAGAAAGUCAUUGUUCAUGAUACUGCUGUUUCAGGUAGGCCUAAUGUGGCUGAGAUGAGUGUGAAUGCUGCUAUUCAUUGGAAUGUGGAAGUUGUUAUUGUUACUAGUAAUCCUGAAGGUAGUAGAGAUGUUGUUAGAGCUUGUAACAAGGCUAAGGUUCCUGCUUUUGGACCUAUUUGGGACUCUUGAAUUGAUCAUAACAAAAAAAAUAUUGUAAGGCAAGUAAUUUUUUUAUAAAUUAGAAACUUAUAGUAUUGUAAACUAGUAGUAGUAACUAGUAUUGUAAUACUUGGUAAAUAGAUAAUGCUAAGUGUUCAUUAAAUAAAGUUGAUACGUAUCAAAAUACAAUUUUCUUGUUAGUAAUA
Cicer arietinum (chickpea) is the source of this 1962-nucleotide messenger RNA. RefSeq names its product adenylate-forming reductase 06235. The record is from RefSeq and is a predicted model, not a curated record. NCBI's taxonomy places the organism in Eukaryota, Viridiplantae, Streptophyta, Magnoliopsida, Fabales, Fabaceae.